Malus domestica (apple) is the source of this 1202-nucleotide messenger RNA. Its product is annotated as ethylene-responsive transcription factor 5-like. Gene Ontology annotation, molecular function: DNA binding; DNA-binding transcription factor activity. NCBI's taxonomy places the organism in Eukaryota, Viridiplantae, Streptophyta, Magnoliopsida, Rosales, Rosaceae. Gene Ontology annotation, biological process: regulation of DNA-templated transcription; ethylene-activated signaling pathway. The record is from RefSeq and is marked provisional.
CUCUACAAGAUUUUCAAACCCUCUCUCUCUCUCUCUCUCUCUAAAAUUUCUCAGAGAUUGUAUACAAAAAAAUUGUUAUCAAUGGCUUUAGAUCAAGUCUCGGCGCUCCAGCUCAUCAAGCACCAUCUUCUCGGCGAGUCAUCGCCGGUGAAGAGCUUAGCCAUCGAGCUCAGCGACUCCGCUUCCAGCUUCCCCCAAAACCAAUGGAGUCCCGAGGUCAAUUCCGACCUCUCCAGAUCCCAAUCGGAUUCGUUUUGCUCCAAAUCGUCUUCCACUUUUGAAUCCUCUAUUGAAAUAUCCGAUUACUUGGAUUCAACUGACAUCUUCGACUUUAACUCCGCUGAUUUCUUCGACUUCGAACCCAAAACCCAAGUAAUCGACCUCACAACUCCAAAAUCCACAAGUUUGAGAUCUCAAAGUUCGUUCGAGUUCGAUUCGAAGCCUCAAGUUAGCGACGAUUUCUUUGGAUUCGAACAAAAGCCUCAAAUUCUGAACCAAACGGCUCCUAAACCCGCGAACCCGACCCGAAAGCCUGCACUCACAAUCUCGCUUCCCAACAAAACCGAGUGGAUCCAGUUUGCGAGCUCGGACCAGGCAGCCGCAAAGCCGGCGGCGGUUCAGAAAGUGAGUUCGAACGAAGAGAAGAAGAAGCACUACCGAGGGGUCCGACAAAGACCGUGGGGUAAGUACGCGGCGGAGAUACGGGAUCCGAACCGCAGAGGCUCCCGGGUCUGGCUGGGGACCUUCGACACGGCGAUUGAAGCAGCCAGGGCUUACGAUCGAGCAGCGUUCAAGCUCCGCGGCGCCAAAGCGAUCCUCAACUUCCCGCUCGAAGCCGGGAAAGCCGAGCCGGUCGUGUCCGUGGAGAGAAAACGACGUCGUGAGGAACGGAGAGACGAGGCAAAGGAGGUGGUGGUUGUAAAGAAGGAGAAGCUGACGGAAACACCGUUGACGCCGUCAAGUUGGAUGUCGUUUUGGGAGUCAGAGAAGGAGGAUGUGAAAGGGGUAUUUAGCAUACCUCCGUUGUCACCGUUAUCUCCUCACCCAGCGAUGGGUUAUCCACAAGUAAUGGUCGUAUAAGGAAAUUCAACGUCGUAUGUGAAAUUUAUAGAUUAGAAGAAGCUGAAGCUGUGGUUCUUUAUUUCUUUUGUUAAAAAAAAGAAACGUAUAUACAUAUAAAUGGUACCGUACAAAUUAAUGGA